AUGGGCCCUUCGUUGAGAGGUCAUACCUCUAUGACUUCCAUGGCUGCCCGACCUCAGACUCGCGAUACAAAUCGCCCUGCUACCCGAGAACAAGCAGUCGACAAUGCCAUGGUUCCUAGCCGAACCUCCUCUCUACACUCACGAAUCACCCAGCCUCUCCCCUCCACUCUGGCCAAGUCGAACAAUCGACCUACUCCAAAGACUCUGACACACGCAUACAUGGUUUGUGGUGUGGGAAGAGAGCCGUCGCAAUGGGUCAAAGCACCGCCUCCAUCACACGGCAAGAUCCAACAUAUGAAGGGAGCUGUAGGGCAGUUCUGGCUUCCCGAGAUCUUGGGAAGCAGCCCCAGACUCGAGAGUGACAAUGAGAUUGCAAGAGCUCUUCACAGUGCUAUGAGGGCGUGCUUUCCACAUGAUGUCGAGAUCUGCACUGGCAGGAGCCAGCCACACUGCGUGCAUCACUCAUUCGUCCUCCAGCAGGAUUCCCAACACACUCUCUACGGUAUUGCCCUUCGAGUGUGGUCACGGGCGGACGAGAAACGAGCCGAAACCAUUCGUGAUCUUCGGCGCAAGACCGAACCUGACUAUAGAGAUGUCGCUGAUGAGACUUACUGGAUUCCCUACUGCUUGAGUUUCCUCUCCAGAUAUCCUCUAUACAACCUGUUGGGCGACUACCUGCGAGGAAUGUGGAUUCACUGGAACAAGGCCACUAACUUGUUCCACGCUGAGGAAGUCUCGAGAAUCCUCAGCUUUCCUGCUCCACGACUGAACGACCUUGUACGGAUCGAUAUGAAAGAUUAUGCCCUCUGCUAUCAAUUCCCAUCUUCGCCGACUGGAUUCCAGAACUUCAACAUGUGGCCACUUUUCUGUUGCUUGAGCAUUCCCAAUAUCGUGGGCCUCAUCGAGGCUGCUGUAUCACCUACUCGCCGCAUCAUUCUCACCAGUCACCACCCAGCCAUGCUUACAAUCGCAGCGGAGACCAUCAGAUUUUGUGUCCGAGUCUACGAAUGGAGCGGUUUGUAUGUUCCUGUCGUCCACGCUCGUAAUGCUAGUGAAAUGGUGCAAGAGCCUGGACCAUAUAUUCUGGGUAUUACCACUGAAUGUCGAUCACUCUUCCAGCCUCCUAAGGACGCUCUUCUGGUCGACUUGGAUCGGAAUCUCGUCAUCACCGAUCAUCCUCCGAAUAUCCUGACUGCUGGUCAACGCACGAAGAUGAUCAACCGUCUAACGCAAGCUUUGAACACCGACGUUGAGAUUAGCGGUGUCCCUCAACAUCUCAAGUCGGCUUAUGGCGGUGGCAAGCUCAUUCCCGCCGGACAGAUCAUCGUUCUACGUGGCGAGGUUGAAAGUGUCCAAGACCCUUCGUGGUGGAACCAAGACGCCGUCAUGGCAGUCAUGGACCACGUCUGCGAGAAGCUCGGCCGCAAUACUGGCGUCAAGGCCAUCUUUGGUGGCAGCAUGAAGAAACCACUGAUGACCAAGAUCUCCAUGCGACAUAUGAAUGAGAUUGUUCGAGAACGUAACCAGUAUUCGAGAGACGCACUUGAAGCAUGGCAAGACUUCAUCAACCUGAAGGGCCGCAUGGACACAGAGCUUGCUAAGGUUGCGAAGAGGAACAACUAUCUCGAACAAGAAGUCGAGACCUGGAAGUUGCAAUUCCAGAAAUUCCAAGCUUUCGUCGAGUCUCUCAACAAGGAAUUGGCUGAACUUCGUGUCAAGAUUGAGUCCCACAAGCGUGAGAAUCGCAGGCUUACCGGACUCAUUGAUCAACAAAAGGAUGACGCUGCUCGUCUUGCUCUUCGCUUGUCUGGCACUGAGAGACAGCGUGAUAAUGCCCUUGAGGCAUUGGUGCUUCAGCAGGGUAUUGCCGAAGAUCUGGAGAAGGAGCGUGCUCGCAACCGCAAGGAAAUUGCGGCCCUGCAACAUACCAACCAGACCCUCCAGAGACAGCGUGAUGAAGCUCAGCGUGUCGUUCUCCACCUCCGAUCUCUCAUCACCGGCCAGACCCACCACAUGGAACACAUUGUUCGUUCGAUUGGGUCUGCUUCGGAGCUGGCAGAGUACAUCAACGAAGGGUACGAAGACGAGGAGGAUGAAGAGGUAGAAGAGCAAGACGAGGAAGAGCAAGAUGGAAUUGGUGAGGACGGCGACGGACUGAAGAGCGUGACUGCCGGAUCAGGCAAGCGACCAUCGAGAUCUGCCUCCAUUGACGGCCAAGAUGUCACGCCGCAAAUGGAGAACAAACUCCUAGCCGCCAGUAAGAGAGCUAGCAAACGCUAUUCAGAGCUUAGCAUGUCCGAUGUGGCCGAUCGCCAUCUUCGUGACAAGACGGACGCCAUUGCCGACAUCAUUCGCAACAUCAGUGAACAAUGUGCUGCUGCUGUCGAAGGGCUUCAGCUCGCCAACGAAGCGGCAGAUGUCGAAGAGGACGAGCAGGCUGAGGGGGACGAGGCGGGCAUGUCGACCUCAACGGGCCAUGCCCGACAAGACAGCGAGAAUUUGUCUCCUGUUGACCAUGGCCCCACCGAUUCUCGUGCAGGCACAGGCCACCUGACUCCUCAGAGCGAACGAAGUUCGAUUCCUCCGACUCCGGACUUGGUUCACCAACGAUCCAGCACCGCGCUGAGCAUGGCGAGCACAGCGCCAACAAACUACACUGCUCGCGAGUCGCUAAACCACAACACUCGAGGUCCAGAUCGGACGAAGAUUGUUGAAGACGAAGAUGCUGAACGUGCCCACGCAAAUGUUGCCAGCGGCACCGGCAGUGUGAAGGGAGACUCGGUGUCUGAGGAAAAUGUCAAACCGCCUCCUGGUCGAGGUCCCGUUCUCAGCCGCGUCUUGGAGGCGUGA
This is a messenger RNA of Cladophialophora bantiana CBS 173.52, 2850 nucleotides long. RefSeq lists its product as uncharacterized. The transcript is spliced from 2 exons. Gene Ontology annotation, biological process: regulation of Rab protein signal transduction. Gene Ontology annotation, cellular component: cytoplasmic vesicle. Bases 1 to 2850 code for a protein of 949 amino acids. NCBI's taxonomy places the organism in Eukaryota, Fungi, Ascomycota, Eurotiomycetes, Chaetothyriales, Herpotrichiellaceae. The record is from RefSeq and is a predicted model, not a curated record.